Carassius auratus (goldfish) is the source of this 1665-nucleotide messenger RNA. RefSeq names its product ADP-ribosylation factor-like protein 2-binding protein. Gene Ontology annotation, cellular component: mitochondrial intermembrane space. The transcript is spliced from 7 exons. The coding region runs from base 110 to 622 and encodes 170 amino acids. Gene Ontology annotation, biological process: positive regulation of tyrosine phosphorylation of STAT protein; maintenance of protein location in nucleus. The record is from RefSeq and is a predicted model, not a curated record. NCBI's taxonomy places the organism in Eukaryota, Metazoa, Chordata, Actinopteri, Cypriniformes, Cyprinidae.
GCGGAACUGAAUAAAAGGAACGUAUUUUCUACCGAACACAUUUCGAACAAGUACGCGUUCUCCCGUUGCCUUGGCAGCAGCGACUUCAGGAAGAACGUUCGGGCGAUUAAUGAUGGAUGCUCGAGAGACAGAUCUGCUGGGUGGCAUUGAGAACAUAGUUGAAAUGCAGAAUUUGGAAGAAGAGGACUUUGCUGUUUCAAAAUCAUCAGAUGCUUAUGCAGAGUUUGACAUGGUUAUUGGGAACAUCGAGGAUAUUAUAAUGGAGGAUGAAUUCCAACAUCUUCAGCAGUCUUUCAUGGAGAAAUAUUACCUUGAGUUUGAGGAGUCUGAGGAGAACAAGCUCAGCUAUACACCUAUUUUUAAUGAAUAUAUUGAAGUCCUAGAAAAACAUCUGGAACAGCAGUUGGUAGAGCGAAUUCCUGGAUUCCACAUGGAUGCCUUCACCCAUUCACUUAAACAGCACAAAGAUGAAGUCUCGGGUGACAUACUUGACAUGCUGCUCACUUUCACUGACUUUAUGGCCUUUAAAGAGAUGUUCAUUGAUUACAGAGCAGAAAAGGAGGGCAGAGGAUUGGACCUUAGUACUGGACUGGUGGUGAAAUCUUUAAAUUCUGACCUCUAGCAUGGCCUCAAUAGGCAUUUCAUGUAAAUGAACUUAGUCAGUCAACACUUAUGAUUAUUCCCAUUUAAAAAUAUUAAUAUUUAUUGAAAAUACCUUUCUGUCACAUCCCAAAACAACAGCCACGGUUAUACUUGACAGAAGGGGAUUGGUGUUUAAUUUAGGUUAAUGUUUAAACGUAACAUUAGGGUUAUCUGUCAGCUUAUCCGUUAUGACUCGUCUAACAGUAUUCAUCUGUCACCAAAUCCACUCGGUCUGAUCAGCCGUUCUUAUCUUGUUGGCCUACAGCACAGCUAAACACUAUUGCAGCAAACUGAUGUAGAAAGCUGUAUCUCAAAGCUGCCAUUUUAUUGCAAAUAUACCCAAAUAAUUCCUUUCACUUGACAAUCAUUAAGGGCUUUACAAUACAAAAGUAUUCUACAACGUGCCUGAUAUGACAACAGAUAUAAAAGACCAUUUUUCCAUUUAAAAGACUUCCAAGUCUUUAAGUAAAAUAUUACAUAAUUAAAAAGUGUUAAUAUAGUUACCAGAAGCAAUGUAAAUAAUCGGUUUUCAUGCUUUUAAUGUGAUGCUGAGUAUAUGUUUUGGAUGUCUCUCAUAUCCUCUGCGUGACAAUGAGAAGGAAAGACUCAUAAGAGCAUCUCAAAACAAUACUUAGUUUUGUUGAUAUAUAUAAAUUUCAACCUCUUACUCCCUUGUUUGGUUAGAGAAAUGUGGUGUUCUUACUAGAUGAAUGUUGUGUUAUCAUGAACAUUUGUUAAUUAUUUGUAUAUAUAUAGACAUUUGAGCCUCUGUAUGAAAGAAAUAAAUACAAUGGUUUUUCAUUAUAUUUUAUCAAAGCAGUUCUAUGCUCAAAACAAUUACAUUCUUAAGCAUAACUUUACAAUAAUGCAAGAACCUCACCACUUAAAUACAUAGUUUCUCAAGUAAUUUAGUGUAUCUUAGAAAAAUAGUAGACAAAAACACCUGCAAAUUAAGAAAACAUUUUCAUCAAUUUGACAACACAAGUACUGCAAAUGCUCACAGCACAAAUAAAGAAAUGCAAU